This is a messenger RNA of Musa acuminata subsp. malaccensis (wild Malaysian banana), 2257 nucleotides long. The record is from RefSeq and is a predicted model, not a curated record. Lineage: Eukaryota; Viridiplantae; Streptophyta; Magnoliopsida; Zingiberales; Musaceae.
GAGAAGAAGUCGGAGUUGAGUGAGCUGUGGUGGUGGUCGAUAAGGAAGACAUGCUGUGCCUCAAGGCAGAGGCUUUGGGUGACGAGAUGUACUCUUCCAGUGGCGCUAUCCCGCCCGUGAAUCUUGGGAGGUCGAUCCGGAGACUGAUGCAUAAGGUUGGGAGGGGUGGUGGGAAGAGCCCGCACCGCUCGGAUCCAUCCGCGUCCUCGUCCGGCAUGGAGGAUGAGAAGAGCAGUUGUGGUGGAAGAGAAGAGAGGCGUCGGAAGGUGUGCUGUUACAGAUCGCAGCUCGAACAAGAAGUUCAGAUAUUACAAAAGCAGCUACAAGAGGAGAUCAAUCUCCAUGAGGUUUUGGCAAAUGCUUUGGCUAAAAAUGCUGCCCCUUUGUUGAACUCUACUGAUAACAUUCCAGAUGAGAUUCAGGAACUUCUACACAGCAUAGCCACACUGGAGACCACUGUUUCAAAUCUAGAAGAGGAGUUGGUUACCUUGCAUCUUCAGAUUUGCAAUGAAAGGGCUGAGAGACACGUCGCUGAAGCUCAUCUAGGAUCCCCACCACUGACACCAGGGCCACCAUCUCCAUCUUCUGACUGUAAGCCAGAGCAUAUAUUUUCCUCGAGCAUUUCAAAGUCUCAAUUAACUCAGACACCUAUCUCAAUGCAAAAAUAUGUAUUAUCUGGUUGUGAAGAUUCACAGUCCAUUACAGACAUAAGAUCGAUGGAGAGAUGUCCAGAGGCAGAGAUACUAAGAUCACGCAAUGCUAGUGAUGAAGGGACAGAUAUGGGUGCUUCUGUUCAACUAUCUGUUGAAGUUGAAUUGAAGAAUAAUUUUCCUAUAGAAGACAUAUCGAACAACCCAAACAAGGUUUCAGAAGAAAUGGUUCGAUGCAUGAGAAAUAUCUUUCUUUGUCUAUCUGGAUCAUCAGACAUCCCUCCAGAAAUGUCUUCUUCAGAGGGCUUUCAGUCUUCCCCAGUCGAGCACCUAUCUUCAUCUUCUUUCAUGUCUUUCUCAGACUCAUCCACAAUGACCUCACUAUUUCAAAGUCCAGAAGGGAUUUACCAAACUGAUGAGGAAGCUAUAUUUUGGCAGCUGAAGUCUCUUGGAUGUCAGUUGGAAAAGCACAAUUGCAAUAUGCUGCUGAGUCUGAAAAGAUACAGGUUUUUUGUGGAGCAGUUGACAGAGGUGAAUCCAGCUUGUAUGAGUCUCAAUCAGAAGCUUGCCUUUUGGAUCAAUGUUUAUAAUGCCUUAAUGAUGCAUGCCUAUUUGGCAUUUGGAGUUCCUAGAAGUGACAUCAAGUUAUUUUCUCAAAUGCAAAAGGCAUCUUACACUAUAGGUGGUCAGUCAUUUAGUGCAGCUGAGAUUGAAUUUGUCAUUCUGAAGAUGAAACCACCAAUGCAUCGUCCACAAUUAGCUCAAUCUCUGGCACUUCACAAAUUUAAGAUUUCUAAGGAGCACCGAGAGUACUCGGUUGACAGCGCCGAGCCCCUGGUAGUAUUUGCCCUUAGUUGCGGAAUGUAUUCUUCACCUGCAGUGAGAAUCUUCACUGCUGAUACUGUUCAAGAUGAGCUACAAAACUCCAUGAAGGACUACAUACGAGCAUCGAUAGGUUUAAACGAUAAGGGGAAGCUGUUAGUUCCAGAGAUGCUGCAUUCGUUUGCCAAGGGUGUUGUGGAGGACUCGCUGCUGGUUGACUGGAUCUGUCGCUACCUUUCCUCGGAUCAAAUAACUAUAGUUCACUAUUCUAAACCACAGUGGAAGCAGAGGUUACUUGGUGUUCGGAGUUUUAGCAUCAUCCCAUUUGAUUCAAGAUUUCGGUACCUUUUCUUGCCGGACAAGACUUCCUGAGAUCUGACCACUGGAUUGCUCAGAAUCAGCCAACGACGAGUCAUCUAAUUCUGAAUUUGUAUGAUUUUUUUCUUUCCAAAUCUAACAACAGAUAUAAUUCCAUUGGAGAUUCCUAUCGACCUUCGGGUGCAUAAACUGGUGAAUAUUUAAGUGUGGAUAAUGAAAGCCAGUGAAGAGCUAUGCACAGUGAUAUGGAAGUUGGUAGGUACAACCUCUGUAAAUGAUUUGUUAAUUUUGGAUCCGUGACUUUUUUUUUAUCAGCAACUUUGCAAGAUUGCCAGAAGGUUGUGUCUUGAUCUGCGGAACCAUUCUUGUCAAUUUUUUUUUAUUUUGUUUUGUACUCAUCUUUUUGAUUGUUCAUAGAUAAUCAUUUUGUGAGACCUCUGAAUCCAAUAAAGGGGAAGACAUUGUUC